GGUCGACUUAUCCUUGUGCCCCGGUCAGCAGAAGUAAGAAGAAUAAUAAUUAUCAAAGAAUGAGGAAGUUCAUUGUCGGAUAGAACUCUGUGGUGGAGCAUUGCACGCGGCGGUUUAACCUCCGUUCGCUCCCGACAGAAUCCCUUGUAUUUGUCCCAAAAAGUUUGAUAUCGGUUUACACGAUGUGGAUUUAGUGUUUUGAGUGUUCAGUGUACGUUUUAAAGUGAUAAUCGUCGUCGGCCCCGUCGUUUUUCCCUGUUCACGCCGGUAUGGGGGCCGAAUGGGCCCGGAUGGUCCGUGGUGGAAGCCGAUUUUUUUGGCGGUCAUUGACCAGAAGCGAAAAUCCUCGACAGAAUGAUCCUAGCGAACGAGCCCAACAUUUUUUAUGAAACGCAUAAUUGAAUUGAAUUGAAUUGUCGGAUAGGAGCAGUUUUAUGCUAUGGAUUUGUUUAUUCUAACCUUAGCAAUACGGAAACUGUGCUUGGCACAAAUGAAAAUGGCAAAUAUGUUGAAUAUUGGAAACGAGGAAUCGCCAAAAGAAGAAGUAAUAAAAAAACUACUCCCCUUGAAACCAGCCAGAGAAAACGGAUUGCUGUUGAACAUUCAGCAUAACAGCUCCAAGAAACACGUACGCAUAGUUAUUUGCGAUUUCCAUUGCUCGGGGAACGUUAUAGCUUUGGCGACGAACGAAGGGCAAAUACACAUCAUCAACUUUUUAUUGACGAAAUUUUGGGCGUUACCACAAAUCGAACGAUGCACUUGUUUAAAGUUUUCAAAGCGCGCUGAACUUGAAUUACUAAUUAGUAAAAAUGAUGGGUCAAUAAAAGUAGUAAAUGCUAACUCUGGCAACGAAGUAGUUAAUCUCAUCUAUCAUAAAUACCCAGUUGCAACAAUUUCAAUUGCUGAUUCCAAUAUCUGCGUUUCUGCAUCAAAACAUGAGGCUGUUAUCUGGGAUUUGAAAAACUAUGUUAAGUUACAAGUCCUCGCGUUGGCAGACAACUGCGUAUUAAAAUUUGUACAUUUUAUACCUGUAAGUAAUCAUAUCCUUGCUUGCUUUCAAGAUGAUGUUAUACAAAUUUGGCGGAGUGACACUUUCAGCAGUCUUAAACAAUUUUCGCCUUCAAACUGGCAUAAUUACUCAGUGAAAUCUGUCUCGCUUUCAAGAAAUGGUCGAAUCAUGGUGGUUGGCGGAUAUUUGCCAAUAAUAGCAAUCUUCCUCUUGGACGUUUGGAAGUUGCUCAAGGUGGUCCACCUGCCUGAUUAUAUCAAAACAGUAAAGGAAGUUCAUUUGAUUCCUAGAGAUUUCGAUGGUGGUUCCAACAAAUUGUUGAUAAUAUUGUCUGGCAAGGGAGUGAUAUACUUCUAUGACAUGCAAAAGAACCUUAUAGCCUCUGAACUGAGAUCAAAGUGUGAAAUUGUGGGUGUUAAAAUUUGCGAGAACAAAGCGCAUUAUUUGGCUUGCCUAUUGAGUUCGGGAGAAGUUGAAAUUUAUGACAUCACUCAAUAUGUAACCGAGAGUGAAGGCACGGUGAUUGAGAGAGUCCACCAAAGUAGUUCAAAAAUUAAGCUGAGGACGUUAUCGAAAAGUAGUAUUAGAGAAGUCAAAUACCAGAUCAAUGAAGUUCUUCAAGUCGACAAAAUUAAGUCGGUAAUCCGCGAAUAUCAACAGAUUCCUGAUGUUUACCGGACUGUGUUGUGGGAAAAGAUUCUGGAGCUCCCGAAUAACAGAAAACUAUAUAGCACUAUUGCUAACAAUGUUAGCAUAGUGGCGUUCAAAGAUUUAUAUUCUAAAUUUCCUUUGGAAGAUGCCGCGCUAGUUAAAUGUCUCAAGAAUUUGUUGAAUAAUAUAGUAACAUGGUGCCCAUUCUUCGCAACCGUAAAUUAUCUGCCCGUGCUUUUAUUCCCUUUUGUUAAGGUGUUUCAUAAAAGCCCCGUAAUCUGCUUCGAGCUGUGUUGUACGAUAAUAAUAAACUGGUGCCAACACUGGUUUGAGUACCAUCCGCUCCUGCCCAUGAACGUUCUGGCAAUGAUAGACAACUUAUUCAUUGAGUAUGAUCCAGACUUGUUGAAGCAUUUUCGUGAAAUUACUUUACCUUCGAGCGUUUAUAGUUGGUCACUAUUGGAAACGGCAUUUUCAGAGGCUUUAACAGCAUCCGAAUGGGUCAGAUUUUGGGAUCAGGUGUUAAUAAACGAGCCUGCUUUCUUAAUAUGCGCGGUGGUAGCCUACAACGUGCUUCAGAGAAAGGCACUGAUGAGAUUGAACUUGCACGAUCUCGUUAAUUUUUAUCACACUUUGAAACCUGUAGAUGUUAGGAAACUGAUCUCAAAAACUUACCAUAUUUUGAAUAAUACCAGUGAACGAAUGCAUCCUAGACAGUACCUGAAGCCGUUUAGACGUUUAAGCCGAGACACUUAUCCCGAUUUUCAAGAGUACCCGCGAACUACCGCAGAUUUGCAAAUGGGACAUUUGAACUACUUGAAUAGGGAAUACGAAAAGUUACAUAAGGAACGCGAUUUACUUAUGGGACAAGCGCGGAUGGCAAAUUCGGAGGGGUCUUCCCAUGUGGAGGUACAAGAGGAACAGAAAAAAAGACUUAGAGAGGUGGAAAAAGCAUGCUUGGAAAAUAUUAAGUCAUACCAAGAAAAUUUAAAAAAACAACAAGAAAAUUUGUUAGAGAUGAGGCAGGAAUUGUUGCAUCAAGAAAAGGAAAUGAUAGAUGAUACUAGUCAGAGGGGGCAACAAUUCAUGUUACAACGUCAAAUGGAUGAAGCCAGAUUAUUAUUGGACAAAUUGCAAAUAAAUGAUAACUUAAACCAAAUUGAAUUUAUGAAAGUUAAGGAUAGGUUUCUUCAGAAGAAUUUAGAUAUGCUGAGACAGAAGCAAGAUCUCCUUGAUUUACCAGCUGGUGAUAAAGCCAAUGCGAACAUUGCCAGCCAUGUUGCUCUGUUCCAAAACGAAGCCAUGAAAAUGAGAAACGAAUUAGAAAAGGCUAAAGUUCAGUUAAACAAAUCACCAACAAACUUUAAUGUUCUUUCAGGAAUAUCUGCCAUAGAUAAAAUAAUAGACAAAAUUAAAAAUGAACUUGCAACAGACGAUCUCAGAAUGGAAAAGCGGAAUGAGUGUGUAUCGAAAGUAAAAGGUUUAGAAAUUGAGACCCGAGCUUUGCAAAGAGAUGUUUCCAGAUUGCUGAAAGUUUUAGCUGACAAUCACAAGAAGAACACUUUCAAUAAUGGAUAAUUUAUUUCCUUUUAAAAACUUUGUCUAUAUUAUGGG
Molecule: messenger RNA, 3274 nt
Organism: Cylas formicarius (sweet potato weevil)
Lineage: Eukaryota; Metazoa; Arthropoda; Insecta; Coleoptera; Brentidae
Product: TBC1 domain family member 31
Exons: 10
Coding region: 440-3238 (932 amino acids)
Cellular component (GO): centrosome
Molecular function (GO): protein binding
Source: RefSeq, a predicted model, not a curated record